Molecule: messenger RNA, 906 nt
Organism: Cornus florida
Lineage: Eukaryota; Viridiplantae; Streptophyta; Magnoliopsida; Cornales; Cornaceae
Product: short-chain dehydrogenase reductase 2a-like
Exons: 2
Coding region: 1-906 (301 amino acids)
Molecular function (GO): oxidoreductase activity, acting on the CH-OH group of donors, NAD or NADP as acceptor
Source: RefSeq, a predicted model, not a curated record
AUGCCUGCUCAAGUAAUACCUGAGAAAACCCUCCGGGCAAUUCAUGUCAGCAGCAGGGAGAACUCCCUCCUCACUCCGAAAAGGUUGGAAGGAAAAGUUGCAAUUGUAACAGGUGGAGCCAGAGGGAUAGGAGAAGCCACAGCGAGACUUUUUGCGAAACAUGGAGCCAAGGUUGUCAUUGGAGAUGUCGAGGAUGCCUCUGGUAUUGCUUUAGCUAACUCAUUGUCACCCUCAGCAACCUAUAUGCAUUGUGAUGUGAGCUUGGAAGAGGAUAUCAAACACUUGAUCAGUUCAACGUUUUCAAUGUAUGGCCAACUUGACAUUCUAUUCAACAACGCCGGUGUACUUGGAAACCAAUCGAAGCACAAGAGCAUCGUAGACUUUGAUGCGGAUGAGUUUGAUCAUGUCAUGCGCAUAAAUGUCAAAGGAGCAGCCCUAGGGAUGAAGCACGCGGCGCGUGUAAUGGUGCCACGAAGAAGUGGAUGCAUCAUUUCUAUAUCCAGCGUGGCCGGUCUCAUGGGAGGGCUUGGGCCUCAUGCUUAUACAGCAUCGAAACAUGCCAUUGUAGGGUUGACGAAGAACACGGCUUGUGAGCUAGGAAGGUAUGGGAUUAGGGUUAACUGCAUAUCUCCCUUUGGGGUGGCCACUUCCAUGCUUGUCAAUGCAUGGAGGAGUCAUGAGGAAGACGAAGAAUGCAAGGAUUUAGGGGCACCUUGUGAGGAAGAAGUAAAAAAGAUGGAGGAAAUGGUGAGAGAAAUGGCCAAUCUAAAGGGUGUGACACUGAGGGCCAAAGAUAUUGCUGAGGCUGCACUUUAUCUUGCUAGUGAUGAAUCCAAGUAUGUAAGUGGUCAUAACCUUGUUGUGGAUGGUGGGAUCACUACCAUGAAAAAUUGUGUAGGCUUAUAG